CGAGUUAUCAGUCGGACGAGCAUAGUGCUGAACCAAGUAGAUCCGGCGUCACAUCAUGUUCUUCGUAGUUUCUUACUUUUUAUUUUAUUUUAAGAAGACAAAUUAGACUGACAAUAUAAUACAACAACCAGAAGGCCGUUUUAACGUAACUGUUUUGCUUAUAAUUGGUCUGAUUAUUUUCCAUCGUUUCUAGUGCGCAACAGACUGAUGCAAAUUAUAAAUGUCUGCAGACUUUGCUACGGUAUCAAGUCUUGUGUUGUCAGACCCCUGGCCUGUUUAUUUAUUUCCACUUGUACCAUGGCCAAGAGCAAGUUUGAAUAUGUGCGUAACUUUGAAGUAGAUGACACCUGUCUGAGAAACUGCUACAUUGUUGUGAGACUGGAUGGCCGGAACUUCCACAAGUUUUCAGAGCAGCACAAGUUCACCAAACCCAAUGACAACAGGGCCCUGGGCCUCAUGGCCCGCAGUGCCCGCUCAGUCAUGGAGGAGCUUGAAGAUAUUAUCAUUGCCUAUGGACAAAGUGAUGAGUUUAGUUUUGUUUUCAAGAGGACCACCAACUGGUUCAAGAGGAGAGCUAGCAAGCUGAUGACCCACGUGACCUCACAGUUCUCGUCCUCUUAUGUCUUUUACUGGAAAGAGUUUUUUGAAGAGCAACCUCUCCUCUAUCCACCAGGAUUUGAUGGGCGGGUGGUACUGUAUCCUAGCAACCGCAACCUGAAAGACUAUCUGAGCUGGAGGCAAGCAGACUGUCACAUAAAUAAUUUGUACAACACAGUCUUUUGGACCCUUGUACAGAAAGGUGAACUAACCACAGUUCAAGCAGAAGAUCGCUUAAAGGGAACGUUAGCUGCUGCCAAAAAUGAAAUCCUGUUCUCCGAGUUUGACAUCAACUACAACAAAGAACCGGCUCUCCAUAGGAAAGGCACCACUCUCAUCUGGGAAAAGCAUGAUGAAAGUCUCUUCAAACAAACAAAAGGAGUGAAUGACGAGAGGAAGGAUGUGCAUGUGACUCGGAGCAGAAGGAGUGUGCAGGCCUACCACUGUGACAUUAUAGGAGAAGAGUUUUGGCAGCAACACGCAAACAUUCUGGAAGAUGACGGCUGCUAGUGUUAUAUAUAUAUAAUAAUAAACACAUAUCAUGGUGAAUGUGA
Syngnathus acus (greater pipefish) is the source of this 1151-nucleotide messenger RNA. It is a transcript of the gene thg1l, whose product is annotated as tRNA-histidine guanylyltransferase 1-like. Lineage: Eukaryota; Metazoa; Chordata; Actinopteri; Syngnathiformes; Syngnathidae. The coding region runs from base 208 to 1107 and encodes 299 amino acids. Gene Ontology annotation, molecular function: tRNA guanylyltransferase activity; magnesium ion binding. Gene Ontology annotation, biological process: tRNA modification. The transcript has 7 exons. The record is from RefSeq and is a predicted model, not a curated record.